UCAGUACACAGGAAGCCCAACAAGAGCCGAACCCGCUUCAAAAUCAGCGCGCGGGUCUUAAAAUCCUCGUUACCGCAGGCAAUGUUUGUAAGGAAUCGAGCUUUAAUAUCCACAGUUUUGUUGGGUUUUAUUUUCGCAAUAGGAAUCCUAAAGUUGCAGUCAAUUUUUUUCAGUUCAGGACGUUCAGAUGAUAGAUUAUUAUCAAUCAUAUUUGUAGGAGGAUUUCCCAGGAGUGGGACGACGUUAAUGAGAGUAUUGCUCGACAGUCAUCCUCAGAUAAGAUGUGGUCAAGAAACUCAUGUUAUUCCAAAGCUAUUACUUCAUGUUGGUCACUACAAGAGGCGAGAAAAGGCUCGACUAGAUGCUGCUGGAGUGACAGAAGACGUUUUAGACUCAGCAGUUGCUUCAUUUAUUUUACAAAUUAUUAAACGACACGGUAAAUCAGCAGCUCGCUUAUGCAACAAAGACCCCUUGACGCUAAGAAACAUGACUUAUCUUGCAAAACUUUUCCCGAAUUCUAGAUUUGUACUGAUGGUUCGUGAUGGACGCGCUGUUGUUCACUCAUUGUUGUCCAGGAAUAUUGUCAUACGUGGAAUCAACUAUAGCUAUGAGCACCUGUUAAGAACGUGGAGUGAUACCAUGACAAGUAUGACAAAGCAGUGUUAUUCUUUGAUUCCUCGACAGUGUAUUUUGGUACAUUAUGAACAUCUUGUGCUGUUUCCAGCCCAGACUAUGAAGAGAGUAAUGCAGUUUGUGGGUGUUGAAUGGAAUGAUCAAGUACUCCAUCAUGAACAACUGAUAGGAAAGCCAAUGGGACCUGUCGUCUCCAGGCUUGAAAAAUCUAGUGGUCAAGUGAAGCAGCCUAUCUACUACAGUUCUCUUUACAACUGGACAUAUGUUCUGCCCUCGACGGUAAAGCGAUCUGUUGAUAAACUGGCCCCAGUCCUUGCAGAGCUUGGAUACGAAACAACAAGUGAUGUACCUGACUAUUCUAAGAUAAAGUUCUCUGUUGGUGGAUUGACAUAAAGGGAAAUGUCUACAGAUUUUCUGAGUAACGCUACUAGUCACGCACUGCAGUCACUGCAACGGUAUCACAAGUUUUCUUGACUGAAAGAUUCACUCCCAACGGCAAGUGACACGUAUAAUAAAGAUUGCAGGCGGCUAGGAAGGAAUGAACAUUGAAAACAAGCCUGCACAUAAGCACACAUGUGUGAUAGGCACACUUGCGUGAUGAGUGGUGCAUUUAACGAUUAGUACCGCAGGCCGAAUGAAGACGAGAGGUCUAAGUGUUUUAGUAAAUGGAUACGAAAAAAUUGAAA
Messenger RNA from Actinia tenebrosa (Australian red waratah sea anemone), 1319 nucleotides. RefSeq names its product protein-tyrosine sulfotransferase 2-like. The record is from RefSeq and is a predicted model, not a curated record. Gene Ontology annotation, molecular function: protein-tyrosine sulfotransferase activity. Gene Ontology annotation, cellular component: Golgi apparatus. Lineage: Eukaryota; Metazoa; Cnidaria; Anthozoa; Actiniaria; Actiniidae. Gene Ontology annotation, biological process: peptidyl-tyrosine sulfation.